Molecule: messenger RNA, 797 nt
Organism: Armigeres subalbatus
Lineage: Eukaryota; Metazoa; Arthropoda; Insecta; Diptera; Culicidae
Product: mpv17-like protein
Exons: 4
Coding region: 157-723 (188 amino acids)
Biological process (GO): cellular response to reactive oxygen species
Cellular component (GO): cytoplasm; mitochondrion; membrane
Source: RefSeq, a predicted model, not a curated record
UUGACAAUCAGUUUACAACCAACGAACAGUGUUCAAAAAUUACCAGAGUAAUAACGUCGCGGUCGAAUCUAGGCUGUGCAAAUAAUAUGUUUACGUAAUAAGAAAAUAGUAAAUAAUUGCAAAUUUGUGAUAGUCCCCAAGGUGAUAAUAGUCAAAAUGCUUCCAAUUCUACUUAAUCGCACGCGAGUGUUCCUGAAUAAAUAUCCCGUCGUUCGUGGGAUGGUGACCUACAGCAUAUUGUGGCCAACGGGAUGCCUGAUUCAACAGUCGGUCACCGGAACCCAUUGGAGAGAUUUGGACUGGAUGAAAUGUUUCAGGUUCCUCGUAUACGGCGGAUUUGUUGUAGCACCAAGCCUCUAUUGUUGGAUAAGACUGGCAUCCAUAAUGUGGCCAGCACAGACAUUGAAAUCAGCUAUCGCAAAGGCUCUCACGGAACAAGUUAGCUAUACACCGCUAGCAAUGACAUGUUUCUACUUUGGGAUGAGCCUUCUCGAAUCCAAGACGGUCAAAGAAUCUUUCGAGGAAGUCAAAGCUAAGGUUCCACCAACUUACAAGGUGGCCAUAUGUAUUUGGCCUUUGCUGCAAACCUUCAAUUUCUCCGUAGUGCCAGAAAAAAAUCGCGUUCCCUUCGUAAGUAUGUGUAGUCUCUUGUGGACCAUAUUUCUCGCUUACAUGAAACAACUGGAGCUUGAGAAGCUCCAGCAAUCGAAAUCGAUCAUUUAAGAUAAAACAAAGGCUUAAGAGAUAAAACAUUAAAGUUAGUUAUUAAAUAAAUGUUUACGACUUACGUUAAUUUA